This is a messenger RNA of Manihot esculenta (cassava), 1008 nucleotides long. RefSeq lists its product as uncharacterized. Lineage: Eukaryota; Viridiplantae; Streptophyta; Magnoliopsida; Malpighiales; Euphorbiaceae. The coding region runs from base 1 to 1008 and encodes 335 amino acids. The transcript is spliced from 3 exons. The record is from RefSeq and is a predicted model, not a curated record.
AUGAUGGAGACACUGCUAAACACCAUGCAAGGCUUGCGACAAGACUUUGGACAAAUGGCCGCCUCCAUAAAUAGGCUCGAAGCUCAAGAAGAGUUGCCACCCCAAACUGAAGCAAAUCCCAAACAAGAUGAAAGUGCCAUCAUGUUAAGAAGAGAGCAAGAACUUCAAGAUGAUGAGGAUGAAGAUGAAAGUCCCCAAGAAACAGGACCUGCUGCUGUCCCAAAGACAAUACCAGCAGAAAAUCCUGCAGACCAGCAAUUUGCAAGACCAGCAACUGCUCUGUUUGCCCAAACAGGACAGUCCCCUGCUGAAAUUACCCAACCAGCAACUGCUGUGUUUGCCCAAACAUCAUCUUCUGUAGCACAGCCCACUGCUGUGGAGGACAGCCAAGAAGAUGAAAAGAGCCAAGUGGAGCUGCAACACACAGCAAAGGACUUCUGCCUAGAGCAGACAGACUGCUGUUCGCCCAAACAGACUGGGCAAACAAGCAGACAGGAGACAAAACAUGAAGAUGACUGUUUGCCCAAGCAACCAGCAAAGGCAGAUCAAGCAAGCCUCUGUUUGCCCAAACAGGUUCAGCAGCCAACUGAGACAGAAUGGAGACCACCCAAGUCAAUUCAGCAAGAAAACCUCAGUUUGCCCACAUCAGUUGCCCAAACGGCUGUGGCAGAACACUGUUCACCUGCAAAAUCAACAGAAAAGCAACCAGUAAGUUGUUGUUUGCCCAAACAGCAUGAAAAAGGAGAAUCCAGCACAACCAGAUUUCUGGCACAAGCAAGUUGCUGUUUGCCCGAACCACCAGCAGAGGAAAAGGAGGCAGAAGCUUGUUUGCCCAAACAAGCUAUACAGAAAGAACAAACAGAUUGCUGUUUGCCCAAACAGCAAGAGGAGACAGAAAUCUGUUUGCCCAAACAACAAGAGGAGGCAGAAAUCUGUUUGCCCAAACUAGUUCAGGAGACAGCCCAAACAGAAUGCCUACCCAAACCUCCGGAUAAGAAAAUGGAGUAA